This is a messenger RNA of Asparagus officinalis (garden asparagus), 1857 nucleotides long. Its product is annotated as beta-glucosidase 22-like. Gene Ontology annotation, biological process: carbohydrate metabolic process. Gene Ontology annotation, molecular function: beta-glucosidase activity. The transcript is spliced from 13 exons. Lineage: Eukaryota; Viridiplantae; Streptophyta; Magnoliopsida; Asparagales; Asparagaceae. The coding region runs from base 142 to 1722 and encodes 526 amino acids. The record is from RefSeq and is a predicted model, not a curated record.
CAAGUGAUGGAGCUGAUCCUCCUCAUUGGGAAAAAAAAAAAAAAUCUACCUCCAACUUGGGAUUCAAUAAAAGGGAGUUAGAGGAAUGCAAUAAUAAACUGAUCACACUACAUCUCAGUGAUUUCACAGAGAGAGAGAGAGAUGAGGUUUCUCCCGCCUUCGUUGCUUCUGCUUCUUCUAUCCACUGCCCCUUUGGGCUUCACUGAGCAGACUGCAACUGAAGAGUAUAGCAGAGAUGACUUCCCCUCUGAGUUCGUUUUUGGAGCAGGGACCUCAGCUUAUCAGUAUGAGGGAGCAGUAGCAGAGGAUGGAAGGAGUCCAAGCAUUUGGGAUACUUUCACACAUGCAGAGUUCUACUUGUUUAAUAUGACAGGGAACAUGGCAGAUAAAAGCACAGGUGAUGUGGCUUCUGAUGGAUACCACAAAUAUAAGGAAGAUGUCAAGCUCAUGAGUGAUCUAGGAUUGGAAGCCUACAAAUUUUCCAUUUCCUGGUCAAGGAUUCUUCCAAAUGGGAGAGGAGCUGUCAAUCCAAAAGGACUCAAGUACUACAAUGAUCUUAUCAAUGAGCUAAUUGAACACGGAAUUCAACCACAUAUCACUCUCUACCAUCUAGAUCUUCCCCAGGUCCUUGAAGACGAGUAUGAAGGAUGGCUGAGCACUAAGAUUAUAGAUGAUUUCGAAGAAUAUGCAGAUGCGUGCUUCAGAGAAUUUGGUGACAGGGUUUCUCACUGGACUACGAUCGCUGAACCCAAUGUAAUAGGACAGGCAUCCUACGACAAUGGACUUUUUCCGCCAGGGAGAUGUUCUUAUCCAUUUGGAGUUUAUAAUUGCUCAAAUGGCAAUUCUACAGUAGAGCCUUAUAUCGCAGUCCACAAUAUCCUCUUAGCUCAUGCAAAAGUUGUCAACCUAUAUAGAACCAAAUACCAAGCGAUGCAAAGUGGUUCAGUUGGGCUGAAUGUCUAUACCAUUUGGUUAUCUCCUUUUUCAAAUUCAUCUGCUGAUAUCCAGGCAACUCAAAGGGUAAUAGAUUUUAUGGUUGGCUGGGUUAUGAACCCGCUAGUCUUUGGAGAUUACCCGGAGAUCAUGAAGAAGAAUGCUGGUCAGCGGCUUCCAUCUUUCACCAAAGAAGAAUCAAAACAAGUGAAGGGUUCAUUUGACUUCAUCGGACUGAACCACUAUACAUCAGCAUAUGUCAAGGAUAGCCCCAGUGAUCAAAUGUCUGACCUUCGCGACUUCACCGCAGAUAUGUUCAGCAUAAUCACAGUUUCUAAGAAUGAAACACCAGCUGGUCAGUACGUCCCAACUAGCAUAAACAGUGAUCCACCUGGGCUUCGAAAGAUGCUGGGAUAUUUAAAACAUGAGUAUGGAAAUCCACCUAUUUACAUCCAAGAGAACGGUUAUGGCUUGGGUGUCAAGGAUACCCUCAAUGACACAGAUCGGGUUGACUACCUGGAUGGAUUUAUAAGAAGCAUGCUACAGGCUAUCGGGGAUGGAUCAAAUGUGAGAGGGUACUUUGUAUGGUCCUUCUUAGAUGUUUUUGAAUUUUUGAGUGGAUAUGAAUCAAGCUUUGGGCUGUACGAUGUGGAUUUUGACGAUAUAGAGCGCAAGAGGCAACCAAAGCUCUCUGCACAUUGGUAUUCCAACUUCCUUACGAAGAAGAAGAAGAAGAAUGAUAUCCACAUACGGAGGAGUGGUCUGCAGGGAAUGUAUCUUCAGCAGUGAUAGGCAUAGCAGGAGAAUAGGAAAUCAUUUGAUUUUGCAGCUUGUUAUUCUGGAUGCAUAUAAAUGAUUGUUCUAUUUGAUUAUGUCAUCGAUUGUAUAAGUGCUUUUAUCUGACAUAUGUCUAUUUCGUGUUUU